Messenger RNA from Capronia coronata CBS 617.96, 1122 nucleotides. RefSeq lists its product as uncharacterized. Lineage: Eukaryota; Fungi; Ascomycota; Eurotiomycetes; Chaetothyriales; Herpotrichiellaceae. The transcript has a single exon. The record is from RefSeq and is a predicted model, not a curated record. Bases 1 to 1122 code for a protein of 373 amino acids.
AUGCCAGCCACACGAGUAAUCCUGCUGGGUGGACAUCAUCCGCACUUCUACAUCCGAGUACAGAUACUCCAGCAAAGGGACGACAUCGACAUCAUUGGAUUCUGGGAGGAAGACGCGGUCCUUGCCGCCAAGUUGCAGCGACGGCUGAAAGUCCGACGUUUUAUGUCUGAGCACGACCUUGUUGCCCAGGACUUCGACGUGGCAUUGAUCCAUCCACUGGACCACGACAAUCCUCGACUGGCCCUACUCGCCGCCUCCUCAGGGGCCAAAGGGCUAUUGUUGGAGAAGCCCGGCGCCACUCGCCCGGAGCAAAUCUUCAAGCUGGCCCACGAGUUGAAGAAGUGGCCCGACCUGAUCGUCGAGUAUGGAUGGGAGAUGCACUACGCCGAGGUCAUGGACGUGGUGCGCGAUCUGGUGCGCACCGGCGCCCUGGGAGAAAUCACCACUUCGCACUGGCACGGCGGCACGCCGUCGGGAGCUGGCAUGGAGCUGUGGCAACGACAACGCGACACCCUGGGAGGCUUUCUGUACAUGGACGCCAGCCACACGCUAGAAGCGAUCGUCGACGUCUUUGGCCUGCCCGCGAGUAUUUCGGCCAGCGUGCGAAAACUGCCUCCGGGCGCGAAACACCCGAUUGUGAGCUGCUGGUACGACAUGCACGAGGAAGAACUGGAUCCUGCCACGACCGAAUUCGCCGUCGGCCAGUUGCCGUACGAGGACGUCGGCAGCGUCAUCCUCGAGUAUGCCACGCACAACGUCGUGGCCGAUUUCACCGCCUGGGAACCCACAGACUGGUGUGCGGACUGGCGGAUCGACAUCUACGGGACGAACGGUGCGUUUCAUGGCGUCCUGAAUCCUCCCAAGGGUGGGAUCAAUCUACGAGCCGGCAGAGGCGGAUAUGGCUCAGGAGUCACAGAGAUGCCGACUCAGAAGCCAAAGGGCGUCAGCAACCAGAUCGGAUACUAUACCCGGCAGAUAGACCUGUUACUGCAAAGGAUCGCAGACACGAACGUCCAGACUGAAUGUGCCAGCGUCGAUGCGCAGGUCAAGUUGAUGAAAGUCUUGCAGGCCAUCUACACAUCGGCCAGGGAACGUCGAUUCGUAGAUAUCAAACAAUCAUGA